GUGGGGGCUGUACUGUGUCCGAAAUGGGACGUCCCACUGGAAAUGUCUUCUGUGAAAACUGGUGAGGCUGUUAGAUCGUCCCAGCCCCGCACACUGCUGAUUUCUCCUCUGGUCCCUGCUCUGCAAAGCUGAAGACUUUGAAGAUGAGGGUGUGGAUUGUCUUCAUCCUGUGCCUGGCUGGCCACGCCAUGGCUGCUCCUACUGAGGAGGAGCCCAUGGACGAGGGGCUGGUGGCUGAGGAGCCAGUGACUGAGGAGCCCGUGGCUGAGGAACCUGUUGUUGAGGAGACCGAGGUUGGGGCCAACCCAGUGCAGGUUGAGAUUGGAGAAUUUGACGAGGCCAUUGAGGUUGUUGAAGACGUUGCUGCCGAGAAUCCCUGCCUGAACCAUCACUGCAAGAAGGGCAAAGUGUGUGAGGUGGAUGAGGACAACACCCCCAUGUGUGUGUGCCAGGACCCCUCCUCCUGCCCCGCUGCUGAGGGAGAGUUUGAGCAUGUUUGCGGCACUGACAACAAAACCUACGACACCUCUUGCCAAUUCUUUGCUACCAAGUGCACCCUGGAGGGAACCAAGAAGGGCCACAAGCUGCACCUGGACUACAUCGGACCCUGCAAAUUCAUCGAGCCCUGCCUGGACACCGAGCUGAACGAGUUCCCCCUGCGUAUGAGGGACUGGCUGAAGAACGUUCUGGUGACUCUGUACGAGCGUGACGAGGACAACAACCUGCUGACUGAGAAGCAGAAACUCAGGGUGAAGAAGAUCUAUGAGAACGAGAAGAGGCUGCAGGCUGGUGAUCACUCUCUGGACCUGCUGGCUCACGACUUCCAGAAGAACUACAACAUGUACAUCUUCCCCGUCCACUGGCAGUUCGGCCAGCUCGACCAGCACCCCAUUGACGGAUACCUGACCCACACAGAGCUGUCCCCCCUGCGUGCUCCCCUCAUUCCCAUGGAGCAUUGCACCACCCGUUUCUUCGAGCAGUGCGAUGCUGACAGCGACAAAUACAUCGCUCUGGAGGAGUGGGCCAGCUGCUUCGGCAUCAAGGACCAGGAUGUUGACAAAGAGCUCAUCAUCUAAGCUCCUCUGAGCAGCAGCAGCAGAUUGACAACUCCUAGUCGCUACUAACGGGACGAGGUGCUGAUCCCUAAGUUAAUAUAAAUCACAGUAACGGUGCUAAUUGCAAAUAAUUUUUAUUUUGUUUUUUUAAUUAUGACCUUUCCUACCUAUACCACUAAAAAAAGAUUACAAAAGAGAAACGUGCACAGUCUGUACUAACCAACCAUCACAUUUUUUAUGAAUUCUUUUUGUUUGUUGAAGAAAAACACCCAGUAAAGGAAACUAAAGACCUCUGAUGUAAAUGUAUGUUGUUGACAUUAUUCUGUGUGCUAGGAUUUGUUCAGGGCUUUAAUUGGAGAUCACGCUGAAACAAAGGAGACAAAACUGUAAAGAUGAAAAUAAAGUUUCUAAAUAAAUGCUCCCUUUGCUUGCUUUCUACAAAACACUGAUUUAGUUUUUGGCACUCUUUUGGUGGUGGACUCUUUUAUCAUUUUGUGUAUUUUGGUUUUUGAUCUUUUGACUACUGCUUUAAGAGUUGUUCAUUUUUAUUUUCCAUAUAGAUUCUGUGUCCCGGACGAGGACACGCGUGUACUGAUAUUUGAAACAAUAAAGAGGAAAUAUUGUUUGGACAUUUCAUGAGGGGAAAAUCUCGCAGGCUGAGAGUUUUUCUCAUAAUUCACAUGUUUCUGAGAGCACAAGCUAACUCUUCAAUGAAUAAAAGACUUAUGAAAAGA
This is a messenger RNA of Cheilinus undulatus (humphead wrasse), 1789 nucleotides long. It is a transcript of the gene sparc, whose product is annotated as secreted protein, acidic, cysteine-rich (osteonectin). Bases 144 to 1076 code for a protein of 310 amino acids. Gene Ontology annotation, biological process: anatomical structure development. NCBI's taxonomy places the organism in Eukaryota, Metazoa, Chordata, Actinopteri, Labriformes, Labridae. The record is from RefSeq and is a predicted model, not a curated record. The transcript is spliced from 10 exons. Gene Ontology annotation, molecular function: extracellular matrix binding; protein binding; collagen binding.